This is a messenger RNA of Momordica charantia (bitter melon), 1243 nucleotides long. Its product is annotated as GDSL-like Lipase/Acylhydrolase superfamily protein. NCBI's taxonomy places the organism in Eukaryota, Viridiplantae, Streptophyta, Magnoliopsida, Cucurbitales, Cucurbitaceae. Gene Ontology annotation, molecular function: hydrolase activity, acting on ester bonds. The record is from RefSeq and is a predicted model, not a curated record.
UUUAAGUAGCAAGUAAAAAAAAAAAAAGUCAUGAAGAAAAACAAGAAGAUGACCAUAUCAAGAUCAAGAAAUUCAUCGUUUGAUCCGAAGAAGCUGAAUCCCUUCUUGGUUUGUGUCAUUUCUCUUGCCAUUUUCAUUCCAUCAAGCUGCAGUGAUCUCUCACCUCCAACCUUGAUCAACUUCGGCGACUCGAACUCCGAUACCGGCGGUGUUCUCGCUGGCACGGGACUCCCGAUCAGCCUCCCCCACGGCAUUACGUUCUUCCACCGUGGCACCGGGCGGCUCGGCGACGGCCGCCUCAUAAUCGACUUCUUUUGUGAAGAGCUGAAAUUGACCUAUUUGAGCCCAUAUUUGGAGUCCUUAGCUCCAAAUUUCACAAGUGGAGUGAACUUUGCAGUGAGUGGAGCUACUACACUUCCACAAUUUGUCCCUUUUGCUCUUGAUAUUCAAGUUCGCCAAUUCAUUCACUUCAAAAAUCGUUCUCUUGAGCUUCAAUCAUUGGGUUAUAAAAGAGAGAAUUACAUGAUGGAUGAAGAAGGUUUUAGGAAUGGUGCAUACAUGAUUGACAUUGGACAAAAUGAUCUGUUGGUUGCCCUCUAUGCGUCAAAUUUAACCUACAAACCAGUGGUCCAAAAGAUCCCUUCUUUUGUUGCAGAGAUCAAGCUGGCCAUUCAGAAUUUAUAUGGCAAUGGUGGGAGGAAAUUUUGGAUACACAACACAGGACCAAUUGGAUGUUCUCCAAAAGAGUUGGCUUUGCAUCCACACAACAAGAGGGACGUUGACCAAAUUGGCUGCCUUAGGGUUCACAAUCAAGUUGCCAAAUCCUUCAACAAAGCCCUAAAAAAUGUGUGCAAACAGCUCAGAUCUCAGUUGAAGGAUGCAACUAUUGUUUACGUUGACGUAUACACUAUCAAGUACAAUCUCUUCGCUCAUCCCAAAACAUAUGGGUUCGAGAAUCCAUUGAUGGGAUGUUGUGGGUAUGGAGGGCCACCAAACAACUACAAUGUGAAGGCAACAUGUGGGCAACCUGGUUACUCCCUCUGCGCCAACCCUUCAAAAUCCAUAGUUUGGGAUGGAGUUCAUUUCACUGAUGCUGCCAAUCGCAUUGUGGCUUCAGCUAUCUUAUCUUCCAAUUUCUCUACUCCUAACCUCACACUUCACCAAUUUUGGUUACCAUGAUUAUUGUCAUGUGUGUAAUGUAACUCUUCAACUUAAUUAAUAAUAAUCAAUAAUAAUCGUAAAC